GAUGAGCACAGUGUACGACCCAAGCAAAAAGGUAUGGACUGGCAUCACCCAGCCAAGCCUCUUUAAUCCGCAAGCCAACAUGGGGCAGCUUAUACUGAACCUGCUCGAGCGGAAUCCAUCGAAAGUAAUUCAGGUAAGCGUAGAAACGGGCGCUACGGUCACCUGUGAAGAAAUGCGCCUGCGUACGAUUCGCAUUGUUCAGAACUUCGCUACUUUGGGAUCACCCCGAAAAGGAGACUUCGUAUGUUUCGCUGCGAGAAACAGAGAAAAUCUAGCCCCCCUAGUUUACGCAUGCUUCCUGAUAGGAGCUCCAGUUCACUGUCUAGAUCCAGAUUUCGCGGUCCGCGAUAUAGUCUCUAUGUUGCGACUUUCCAAACCUGUCAUGGUGGUGGCUGAUGAGGACAAUGUUCAAACGGUCAAGCAAGCCUGUGCAGAGGCGGGAAUCCUCCCUAAAUACGUUUUACUCGAUAAGGUUACUGAGAACGGAGAUAUUUCCGCUUCAGAAUUGAUCAAAGAAACGGGUCAAGAAGAAAUGUUCUACCCCGCUUAUCUAGGGAAUUCAGAGCAGUUGGUUGCUGCUGUGGUUUGUUCAUCGGGAACUACCGGAAUGCCAAAAGGGAUAUGCAUCUCGCAUGCCACUUUUAUCAACCAAUAUGUUCUACUAAGCAACCUCAGCAAGAUCCAGGAUGGAUUCAAUUUCAGCUCACUUUACUGGUUGUCCGGUUUUGGCAUGCUUCUUCAAAGUGUUUUCAAUAAUUUCACACGCUACAUUACAACUCGUCGCUUCAGUCCGGAAGCAUUUUUCGAAAUAAUCGCAAAGUACAAAAUCUCCAACGUUUUCGCACCACCUACACAGCUGGCACUGAUUCUACAAAGUGAACAUCUAGGCCAAGCGGAUCUCUCCAGCAUCAGGCUUCUGUUCUCAGGUGGAGCCUAUGUUUCGCCGGCUUUACGCAGGUCAGUUCAAAAAUGGCUUCCCAAUGGUACCAUAGGUGUUGGUUACGGAUUCUCCGAAGUCGGCUAUGUUUCCGCUGAAAUGGGCGCACAAAAACGAGAAGGUUCAGUUGGUCAACUGGCACCUAAUGUCGAGAUUAAACUGCUAGAUGAUGAUGAUAAGCAGGUUGGAAUAAAUGAACGUGGAGUUCUGUGGGCGCGGUAUUCGUUGCCGACCCUCGGUUACUUGAAUAAUCCUGCGGCCACCGAGGAACUAAUGUCGCCGGACGGAUGGGUAUGCAGCGGUGAUAUCGCAUACUUCGACGAAGACGGAUUUCUGUUUGUGGUGGAUCGGAAGAAAGAGAUAAUCAAGUAUCGAAAUUAUCAAAUUUCCCCAGUUGAGAUCGAAGAAGUGAUCGAGGAAAUUCCCGAGGUCUUGCACGUGUGCGUCGUUGGCUUAGUCGAUGAAGAAAUGGCUGUUGACCUUCCCACGGCCAUCAUAGCCUUACGUGACGGCAGCUCGCUUGACGAGCGACGAGUUACGGAUUUAGUUGCUGAAAAGUUGAGUGAUUUCAAACAACUCCGAGGUGGGGUAUUUUUUGUCGACCAAAUGCCACUGACCAUAUCGGGUAAGCUGAACCGAUUUGAGAUUAAAAAGCUUGCACGGCAGAGAGCGUCAGAGCUUCGCGGAAAGUAACACAUAUUAUUUUACGAUUGAGUUUCGUUUGAAUUUUUUCAAGCAACGUGUUUUGUUUGGAAUUAAGUUCCGCAGUCAUUUUUUAAUUGAGACGUCCAUUUUUCACAUAAACAACGUAAUAGGCAGGGUUAGGCCCUAGUUAUAGUGAAAGCGAAUAGCGGCGCGAGGCGACUUGCCUUGUCGUGCUUCAAGGUACACCUGUUAACAUUAGCGUUUUUUCCAUUGUCACGAGAGCAGUUCUCAAUAUUCAUGUCAAAAUAUCGUGAGCACAAAUGAAAAUAUAAGUGAAGGACAAUUGCGCGAUAACGUAUCUGACACUUCAAGGACCUUGUUGGCGCCUUUUUUUGUUUACCAUUUCUACAAAAAAUAACUCGUAACUGUCGAUUGUUGUCAAGACGUUAAUUGGGUUGGGAAAUACCAACCCUCUCGAAAUUAGAUUGUGUCCAUAACGAGUGUAGAUUAAAUGGAGUAAAA
Messenger RNA from Wyeomyia smithii (pitcher-plant mosquito), 2104 nucleotides. RefSeq names its product luciferin 4-monooxygenase-like. The coding region runs from base 2 to 1630 and encodes 542 amino acids. Gene Ontology annotation, molecular function: long-chain fatty acid-CoA ligase activity. Lineage: Eukaryota; Metazoa; Arthropoda; Insecta; Diptera; Culicidae. The record is from RefSeq and is a predicted model, not a curated record. Gene Ontology annotation, biological process: long-chain fatty acid metabolic process; fatty-acyl-CoA biosynthetic process. The transcript is spliced from 3 exons.